Spodoptera exigua (beet armyworm) is the source of this 1853-nucleotide messenger RNA. The record is from the annotation of a GenBank genome assembly. Lineage: Eukaryota; Metazoa; Arthropoda; Insecta; Lepidoptera; Noctuidae.
AGCAAGCCGGCCGAUACACGCAGAUAGUUGUUUGUGUUGUGUUACAAACAUUGUGAAGUGAUUUAGUUUCAUCUACGCGACGAGUAUAUUAAAUAAGAAUUUAAAAUGAAAUUCACGAUCGUUUUUACCACACUCUUGUGUAUAUCAACAUCAUGGGCCGUGCUGGCGAAGAAGGUAGAAGACCAUCAAGACAAGCGUGAGGCGCCCGUAGGAUACGGGUCCUCCGGCCUGUCCGGGCACAGCUACCAUGCACCAUCUCUUGGACAAGGAGACGCCAGUGCCAUCAGUGUAGGCGCCGGCUACAGCAUCGGUGGAGCCAAACCUUCCUACAGCUUUGGCGGUCAAGGAUCAAGCGGAGCCCUCCAAUACUCUGCUGAAGGCUUAUCCCAGUUAUCCCCUAGCAGUCAUGGCAACAUUCAGUUACCUCCCAUUACUCUGCAACCCAGUCAUGGAGCUGCUUUCGCUAGUGGAGAUCUUUCUCAGUUGAUGAGCCAGCUUUCCCACAGCCUAAACGCAGGAGGAAUAUCACUUCAGCCAUCCACGACCGUUGCCGAAUUCCACCAGGGAGCUGAUGGUCAAACAGCACAGGCAUUACAAGGCGCUCAAGAAUACUCUUUCCCUCAAUUCUCGUACGGAGCUCCUAAACAACAGCAACAGCAGCAAUAUGUCUUGUCAGAGCAGCUACAACAGCAGCUUUCUAGUGCACCUUCAUAUUCCGCUGGCACUAAGGGCUUGGGAUCGUACUCUACUGGACCCGUUUUGUUCACUCCUUCCGAGAGUCAGUCCAAUAACGCCCCUGCGCCAUCUUAUGGAGCACCUAGCUCUGGACACUCUUUAGGUGAUGCCGGUUCACUUUCUCUAGGAGGCGGUAGUCAUUCCCUAGGUGCCCUUGGUCUUGGAGGAUCAUCACAUGGUUUUGGUGGAUCUUCGCAUGGUUUCGGUGGAUCUUCUCAUGGUCUGAGUCUUGGUGGUGCUGGACUUUCUCUAGGUGGUAGUGGUCAUUCUUUCGGUGGCCAAUACAAACACUUAAAUGGAUUCGCUGGUCCUAGUAAAUCUUCUUUCAAACCCUCUGCGUACUUAGGCUCAUCAGUGCAAGGAGACUCAGUUCUUGGACUAUCUAGCCAGGGUCUGUCUAGCCACGGAUUCUCUGGUCAUGGUCUAUCUGGAAUUUCUGGAUCUUAUGGCGCUCCAUCUUUCGGCAGCUACCGUGGCGCUAGCCAUGGUUCCUUGUCUCUUGGCUCUGGUGGUCAUAGUUUUGGAGGGUCUCAAGGUUUUGCUAAAGGUGAAGGUUUAGAGAGUGCUAGCGCUUUCUCAUCAGGUCAUGUAGCUCCUCCUGGAACCACAUACGGUUUCCCUACUUCCUCCUACUCAUCCAACAACGCCCACGCAGCUUCAUCCAACAAGCCGUACUACGUCAGCGCAAAGCAUCACCAACACUCUGCCCCAAGCUUUGGAGAAGGUAGCUCAUCAUAUAGGUCACCAGUUUCCAGCCACAGUGCUCUGAGCUCUUAUUCAUCUGGCCCUAAAUAUAGCUUUAGUAGCUCAAGCUCUCAUUAUGCACCAAAAGACGCGUACGGCGCUGCCAGUGAGACUUCAUACAACACUAUUAAGUACAGCGAGGAAUUGAAGCCACGUGCUCAUUAAAAGGAGACCUGGAGAGUAGUUUUGUGUAAAUAGGUAGUAGUAGUAGGUAGUUGGCAGUAUUGUGUGAGGGGUGCGUAGGCGUGAUACGAAUGAUGGCAUGGUGUAUGUGAGCGAAAGUGUUGCUCUUGGUCUUAUUUAUUUGCGUACGUUCCGCUAAUUAGCUGUGCGGCCACUUUGUUACUUGGCGCGCGUACGUGUCGUGUUUUGGU